AUGCACUCACCUUAUCAUCCUCAAUCGUCCGACUCAGGGCGUACAAGUUCAGCUCAGGACAAGGCCAUGUUGCAACGGCAGUACAGAGCAAAGGAAGCGGAUGCACUUGCGCAACUCCGGGAAUUACUUCGCGGCAUAUCUCAAGGGGCAGAUGCUCAUCAGACUCGACUUGAGACCAUUGUCCAAGCCACCGAAAUGAUCGAGUACCUUUAUCGUCGCAACACCAUGUUGCAGGAACUUCAUGAAUUGCCGCGUCCGGAGCCGGGCCACGGUGCCACAGCAGUCUUUAACAGCCAUCUGGUGCAAGUUCAACACCCAUUUGCUGGCUGGCGGUGGGGUAAUGACCAUGCAGACGAAAGACACCAAUACUCGGCUGACACAUGGCACCCACCAACGAUGUCAGGUUGUCCGACAUCUCUAUAUGGUGUCGCGAUGUCUGGCGACAGAUCCUUGCGGCACUAG
Molecule: messenger RNA, 462 nt
Organism: Suillus clintonianus
Lineage: Eukaryota; Fungi; Basidiomycota; Agaricomycetes; Boletales; Suillaceae
Exons: 3
Coding region: 1-462 (153 amino acids)
Molecular function (GO): protein dimerization activity
Source: RefSeq, a predicted model, not a curated record